UUCUCCCUCCGCAGGUCUCUGGCACCGGUGAUGAGCAAUGGGGUAUGAUGUAGCGCGGUUUCAGGGGGACGUCGACGAGGACCUCAUAUGCCCCAUCUGCAGCGGGGUCCUGGAGGAGCCAGUGCAGGCUCCUCACUGCGAGCACGCCUUCUGCAAUGCCUGCAUCACGCAGUGGUUCUCGCAGCAGCAGACGUGCCCCGUGGACCGCAGCGUGGUGACGGUCGCCCACCUGCGCCCCGUGCCGCGGAUCAUGCGGAACAUGCUCUCCAAGCUGCAGAUCACCUGCGACAACGCCGUUUUCGGCUGCACGGCCGUGGUGCGGCUCGACAACCUCAUGUCUCACCUCAACGACUGCGAGCACAACCCCAAGCGCCCGGUGACCUGCGAGCAGGGCUGCGGCUUGGAAAUGCCCAAGGAUGAGCUGCCAAACCACAACUGCAUCAAGCACCUGAGGUCCGUGGUGCAGCAGCAGCAGACCAGGAUCGCCGAGCUGGAGAAGACCUCGGCGGAGCACAAGCAUCAGCUGGCUGAGCAG
This is a messenger RNA of Mesitornis unicolor (brown roatelo), 535 nucleotides long. RefSeq names its product ring finger protein 41, E3 ubiquitin protein ligase (gene RNF41). Gene Ontology annotation, cellular component: plasma membrane signaling receptor complex. Gene Ontology annotation, biological process: positive regulation of JNK cascade; tumor necrosis factor-mediated signaling pathway; regulation of canonical NF-kappaB signal transduction. The record is from RefSeq and is a predicted model, not a curated record. Gene Ontology annotation, molecular function: zinc ion binding. The annotation marks the transcript as partial. The transcript is spliced from 3 exons. NCBI's taxonomy places the organism in Eukaryota, Metazoa, Chordata, Aves, Mesitornithiformes, Mesitornithidae.